AUGUGUCAACCAUCUCACCGCCUGGUGGCUUCUUUGUCCACAUCGCCAGAAACAUCGACGUCAAUUAGAUACUAUUUUAAUGGUGCUCAAAGUGCUACUUCUACACAUGUUGAUGGUGCUUUGGUGACAUGGAAAGGAAGUGACAGGGAGUACAAUAAUACGUUGGGUUUGUUGAAGUUUAUUGAUUUAUCCAGCAAUCAGUUGGUUGGCCAAAUCCCAAGUGAGAUUAUACAUCUUGUUGGAUUGUAUUCCUUAAACGUUUCAAGAAACAUGUUGACUGGGAAGAUCCCUUCUGGUAUUGGACAAAUGAAAUCAUUGGAAGCUCUUGAUCUAUCCAGAAACUUCUUGUCUGGUGGUAUUCCAAUAAGUCUUUCAGAAAUAAGUUUUCUUGGUGUGCUAGAUUUGUCCUUUAAUGAUUUAUCUGGAAAAAUCCCAACAGGGACCCAGAUUCAAACUUUUGAUGCCACUUCCUUCAUGGGAAACUCAGAACUUUGUGGAAAACCUCUUCCAAAAAAUUGUCCUGAAGAGCACACGAAUAAUGAUGGUCACAUUUAUGGUAAUGACAAGGAUGAUGAUGGUGAAUUUCCUGAUGGAGGGUUUUAUAUUAGUAUGUCACUCGGUUUUAUCGUUGGACUUUGGGGACUGUGGGGCACCUUACUAUUGAAGAGGUCUUGGAGGGUUGCUUAUUUCAGCUUCUUGAGCAAUAAACAACGAUGGCUCUAUGAAUUCGCCGCAACAAGAAAGGAAAACCUUCAAAAGAGGCUCAAACAUUUUAAGGAGAUUCUUCUUUUCACAGUUUCCAUUCCCAAACAAACCAAACAUCCUGAUGAGAACAAAUAUCACAACGAUGGUCAGUGCAGUGACGAAACUGGCCAUUCAGCAAAGUACUGCUAUCAAAUCCCAUUGAAUGCCUCAGAUCCCUCUUCAUUCACACUUUACCCAUGGUUCAUGGAUGACUCAGGGGACAAAGCAACUGAAGAAUAUUUAAAUGAAUCUCUCAAGUCUCCUUCUGGGGGAUUAGGAAAUGGUUCAGGAGAAAUAUGGAGAAUGUAUCAAGCACUUGCACUAACAAAGACAAGCCCAAAAAAGUAGAAGAGGAACCACAUGACUUACUAAGUUGGCCCAAAUUGAUGGGAAGAUUCACCUUGAUUUUGAUGAGACAGGUGAGCCAACUGAUAGGAAAAAAGGAAAUUUUUUUAAAAGUUACAUUGGACUUGUAGCGCGUCAAAAGAUUAGCAUCUUGGAGGAUGAAUGAGAUAAUGUAAAAGAAAGUGAAAGAGAUGAAGUUUGGCACAUUAUACAGAUUACUUAUGACAUACCUUACACUUUCAAGCACAAGUGGCUUUAUAUGCUGCAAGUCGAUGGAGGGAUUUCAAAUCUAAACUUACAAGAGAUUACGUGUUUCCCAAAGUUGACAGUGAAAAUGAAGAUGGUAGUGACAAUGAUACCAACAAACAACAACCAUGGGAUAAGUAUCCUUUCAUUGAUUACGAGACAUGGAUAAAAUUUGUUGAAAGUAGAUAUGAUCCCAAAUUUUUGGAAAAAAGUAAAAAAGGUCAAGAGCGUUGCAAGAAAAACCCAUACAAUUAUACCAUGUCUCGAGGAGGAUAUAAACAUGUUUAUGAUAUAAUGCUUCAGGAGAAAUGGGAAGCUAAAAAACAAGCAAUAGGGGUUGAUGAUAUUAGAAAUAUUUCCCCUCCAUCUCCUAUUAGUCGUGCUGAAGUGUGGAAGAGAGGGCGAAUGAAUAAAAAGGGAAAGUUUAUUUCUAGUGAAGCUAGAGAAGUGGCUGCGAAGAUUGAUUCUCUUACAGAAGCAGCCUUUCAGGGGACCUUUACAUCUACUAGCAGGAAGGAUAUACUAACCAUAGCCUUAGGGAGUGAAGAGCAUCCCAGCUGUGUUAAGGGAGUUCCAAAAGGUGUGGGUAUAAGACAAUAUUUUGGACUACCACCCUUUAAUAGUGUGCCAAUACACCAAGUGGAAAAGAUGAUAGUGGAAUGCAAAUCAAGUUUGAUGAUGGAAAUGUAAUCAAUGAUCAGUUCCAUGCAUAUGCAAUCUCAACAAGCACAAAAAGUGGUGGUGUUCUACAACUAGAGCGAUGCAAACAGUAGGAUAAGCUCAACAAACUUUUAUUAUUUGGUUGAGAAGGCUUAUUCAACAAGUUACUGAAGAGGAACUUCAACAAUCAAAAGAAUCACUGGGUUUCAAUCUCCAACCGAUUCGAGAUGACUUGAAACAGUUAGCUUCUAUGAUUGUUGACAUGAAUGAAUUUAUUGAUGAAAUACAAGUAAGUGAGGACAUUGUUGGGAAGGAUAUUACUUUUCAAGUCACCAGAAAUGAUAUUAAUGCUCUCGUUAUUAUGGAGUGAUUGGAUGUAUCAAUAAUACAAGUUUUUAUCAUUUGGGAAACUGAAUUAAAAAGCAUCUUAUAUUGGAAGUGCGAUGAAUAAGCUAAAGAAGAGGUGUUUUUUUGCACCAAUUAUUGAAAGAAAUCAUUGGAUGCUUCCUAUUAUCUAUCCCCGUGAAAAUACUAUAUAUUGGUUUUGUUCAUUACAAUGGGAAGUAAGCGACAAUAUGAAGUUAUUGUUUGAAUCAUCUUUACAUCGUUAUUGGAGGAUGGGGGAUAUAGUUGACAAGAAAAAAAAUGAAAUCAAGUGGGUGUAUAUACAAUGUGCUCGACAACCAGGAAGUGUCGAGUGUGGUUAUUAUGUGAUGAUUUUCAUGUACGAAAUCAUCACUCAAGGCAUUACCCACUCAUUUGAUAAGGUGAAGAGAGCACAGGUAGGCUAAGAAAGGAAGCGAGGAAAGAGUAGCCUCGAUUGGUUGUGGUAUGACUACCAUUUGUGUAAAUGAAUGUAUAAUAAGUUGUUAUAGUUAAGUUGCCAACUAGGAUGCAUAAAUGCGUGUGAA
Messenger RNA from Prosopis cineraria, 2906 nucleotides. RefSeq names its product receptor-like protein EIX2. Gene Ontology annotation, molecular function: protein binding. Lineage: Eukaryota; Viridiplantae; Streptophyta; Magnoliopsida; Fabales; Fabaceae. The transcript has 13 exons. The record is from RefSeq and is a predicted model, not a curated record. Bases 1 to 1092 code for a protein of 363 amino acids.